This is a messenger RNA of Hypanus sabinus (Atlantic stingray), 1607 nucleotides long. It is a transcript of the gene ctsla, whose product is annotated as cathepsin La. The record is from RefSeq and is a predicted model, not a curated record. The transcript has 8 exons. Gene Ontology annotation, cellular component: lysosome. Lineage: Eukaryota; Metazoa; Chordata; Chondrichthyes; Myliobatiformes; Dasyatidae. Gene Ontology annotation, molecular function: cysteine-type endopeptidase activity. Gene Ontology annotation, biological process: immune response. Bases 162 to 1175 code for a protein of 337 amino acids.
CACGUGCUCCGGCGGCCGAGCCAAUCAGCGCCGAGCCUGCUCCGGGGCUGCGACGGCACGGCCAAUAAAGGAGAGCGGAAUCGGGUCCGGCCGCCGCCGAGCGAGUGGUACUUGGCAUCGCCGGUGUGUGUGGGGCUGCGCUGUGCUCGCAUCGAAGCAGGAUGAAGAUUUACUGUAUACUGUCAUUAUGCCUGACUGGGAUCUUUGCAGCCCCAAGCUUGGACCCUGAACUGGAGGAGCCCUGGCAACAGUGGAAAAGUUGGCAUCAGAAGACCUAUGAACGAAAUGAAGAAAGCUGGAGGCGAUUGGUGUGGGAAAAGAACCUUAAAAAAAUUGAACUUCACAACUUGGAACAUUCGCUUGGCAUUCAUUCAUUCAAGCUAGCAAUGAACCACUUUGGAGACAUGACAAGUGAAGAAUUUAGACAGAUAAUGAAUGGAUACAGGCAUACAAAACGGAAUGUUAAGACACAAGGAUCCCUCUUUCUGGAGCCCAAUUUUCAAGAGUUGCCGAAAAAGAUAGAUUGGCGUGAGCAUGGAUAUGUCACUCCAGUUAAAGACCAGGGGCAAUGUGGCUCAUGUUGGGCUUUUAGUGCCACUGGAGCUCUUGAAGGUCAACAAUUUAGAAAAACUGGCAAGCUCGUCUCUCUCAGUGAACAGAAUCUUGUGGACUGCUCAAAACCUGAGGGAAAUGAGGGCUGUAGUGGGGGACUGAUGGAUCAAGCUUUCCAGUAUGUGGAAGAUAAUGGUGGAAUUGACUCAGAAGAAUCUUACCCUUAUACUGCCAUGGAUGGUGAUCACUGUCUUUAUGAUCCAGCUUACAAUUCUGCAAAUGAUACUGGUUUUGUGGAUAUUCCAGAGGGUAAAGAAAGGGCCCUGAUGCAUGCUGUUGCUUCUGUUGGACCAAUUUCGGUAGCUAUUGAUGCUGGCCAUAGUUCAUUCCAGUUCUAUAGUUCUGGUGUUUACUAUGAAGAAGAAUGCAGCUCCACAAGUCUGGACCAUGGUGUAUUAGUAGUAGGAUAUGGCUUUGAGAACGAAGAUGCUCAUGGAAAGAAAUACUGGAUUGUUAAAAACAGCUGGAGUACCCAAUGGGGUGAGGAAGGUUACAUAAAGAUGGCCAAAGACAGGAACAAUAACUGUGGAAUAGCCAGUGCUGCCAGCUACCCUCUAGUAUAAAUUGUACUACUGUUCAAAUAACUUGAAUAUGUGCAAAAACUAGGUCAUUGCACCUGGACUGCUAAAGCAGACUGCCUCAGUGAUAUGGUCCAGAACUUUGAGCAGACCUUAAAAUUUAUUUUCCCAGAAUAUACUUUGAUUUUCUUUUUGAUAGACUAUCAACAUUACAUCUUACCACUGGGUUAAGUGACCAAGAAAUUGAAGUUCCUUGGAUAUGUUAAUCAAUUUGUAUUAUUGGUUUUUUAAAGUAAUCGUAGUUCCAAUAAGCUUUUUAAUGAGGAAAUUGAUGUCAAUUGAUUUCCAAAUAUUAAGAAUUUGUUCCACUUAUUGUGCACUGCUUGAUUGGUUCUAACUGUGUAAUUGCUGUGCAAUGCACAAUGUUUAUUCAAUUUUUUUAUUUGUAAUCACAAAUAAAGUUUUCUUGCUCCAAGA